Messenger RNA from Ilex paraguariensis (yerba mate), 693 nucleotides. The record is from the annotation of a GenBank genome assembly. NCBI's taxonomy places the organism in Eukaryota, Viridiplantae, Streptophyta, Magnoliopsida, Aquifoliales, Aquifoliaceae.
AUGGGGCUGGUACUUGAGAAGCAAGAUUUAGCUACAAAGGCAAAUGUGAAUGUUAUGGAUGAGUUGUCAAGCAUAAAGAAGCAACUUCUACAAGGAUUUUUACCUGAUGAUGAUUAUCCUUUGGGAGGUCCUUUGUUCAUGGAUACACCCCGACCUUGUUCUCCACUUGCCAAGAUUGAGUUUCAGGCUUUUGAAGAGAUCAUGGCUCCAGCUGCCUUAACAGAUGAAGAAGCCUUUCCUGAUCCAAGUGGAAGUCAAUCAGGUCGCAAAACAUCUCUCUCCAUCACCUCACUUGACAUUCUGGGUGUUAACCAGCUCUUAGAAUCAGUAAUGGAAACAGCACGGCAAGUUGCAAGCUUCCCAGUAUCCUCAACACCGAUACCCUAUGAUCAGGUCAGGAAUCAGUGUGAAGCCCUUGUAACUGGUAAACAGCAGAAGAUGUCGGUCCUUCAAAGUUUUAAGCAGCAACAGGAAGCCAAGGCGAUACUUCUCUCCAGUGAAAAUGGAAAGAAAAGCCCUAUUUUACAAAACAUGACGAUGGAGCUCUCAAACGGAGAUUUGAAAUUACCAAACAUGGACCCAAUUCCGGGAAGGAAUCAACUGCAUUGUUCAUACAAGUUUGGACAGCAACAGUCUUUCAGACUACCACCUUCAAGCCCCUACGACAAAUUCUUGAAAGCAGCUGGAUGCUGA